Molecule: messenger RNA, 1803 nt
Organism: Onthophagus taurus
Lineage: Eukaryota; Metazoa; Arthropoda; Insecta; Coleoptera; Scarabaeidae
Biological process (GO): animal organ morphogenesis
Molecular function (GO): BMP binding; receptor ligand activity
Source: RefSeq, a predicted model, not a curated record
UUCUUCUCUACUCUACAACUAGUAGUUCUCUCAGUGUCGGAGAGAAGAAGAAAAAGAGAAGCGUACGUUGAGCAGGGCUCAGUUUCUCAGUUCUCGAGAGUUAAUCGAGUCGCGAACACGCUUUGAAGUGAUUCUUAAUUUUUAAUUUACAUACUUCCGGGAACAAAAAGAAUAAGUGAAGCGAAAAAGAAAAGAAAAAAUUUUUUAAAAUGGAUUGUUUUAAUGAUAUUGAGGAUUUUUAUAUAGUUUAUGAACAAACUUAAUUUUUUAAAGGUGAUUUUUCGUGAAUUUUUUUCUUUGCAAAGUUGAUCACAAAAUAUAAAUAACCAUGAACACGCAUUAUCAAACUUUUUUAACUUGCUUCCUCUCAAUAAUCUCCGUUUCAUUAACCGAAAGAGAACACAAGGUACAUAACAUUGUGUUGUACCCGGAGAAACAUUCUUGGUGUAAAACGACGAAAAUCGAACAAAUCGUGACAAUGCCCGGUUACGAACCGAUGACGAUCGAGAAUAACGUUUGCGUUGGGGCCUGUUACAGCUAUUCGAUACCUAGAACUCAGCCCGCUGAGCCUGGGGAAUUAAUCGGACCAUAUUGUGACAGCUGCCAACCUGCUAAAUCAGAUUGUUAUCAUGUUACAUUAAAAGCAGACAAUAAAAAUUCAGGUCCACCAACAGCAAAAAAAUACGUUCAAAUAAUAACAAAUUGUAGCUGUCAAUCAUGUUCGAAAAUGCAAGAAACCGAUUGCGAAGUUUUGGAAGAAAAAACUUCGGAGCUUCCAUCAGAUUUAUUUAGUACACCGAUCGAUGGAAAUUUCACUUUAUUAAAUUCAACUGUAAAACAUAAAAUAAGCGAGGACGUUCCCGAAUUAUUAAACAUCGAUCAAUUAAAUGUAACAUCACCGAAUUUAGAGCCGUUAAACGAAGAUGUUAACGCUGUUUUGCGCAAAAAAUUAAUUCAAUCUUUAUCGGUAACGAUUAAAAAUUUCGAUUUGACAACAAUCGAUGAUUUAAAAAAAGAACAGGUUUUAAAACAGCUUAUUUUUGCGUUGGAAGAUGGGAAAAAUAAGUUUUCCGAUGAUAAUUUGUUGGCGUUGUUUACAUCGGCGAGUACGGAACAUGUUGAUUUAAAAAAAAUUAAAGAUAUUCUGUUUAUAGUGAAGGAACAAAGAGAAUUGUUGGAGAAGCAUCGAAAUUUUGGGAUUUUAGGAAAUUUCGUGCCAAUUAUUAACGAUAAUAAUAACAAUAAAAUUAAGCAAAGUGAAAAUUUUGGCGGGUUAAAAAAUUUGAAUCUUUAUAAAGGGGGUCAUUUAGGGUUGGGGAUUCAACAGCAAUCGGUUGAGACUAACUUUAUUCCGGAAUCGAGUCAUAAACACCAUCAUUAUAUAGGUGAGGUUAUACAAAACGUUGGGGUUAAUCCGGGACAUCUUAGUAAGGGUCCACAUGGUUCUUUGGUGGUCGUCCCCCAAGUUAAAGUUAAAAAGAAUGAGGAGGGGUUGAUUAUGCAAUACGAAUAAUUUAAUUUAUUUAUAACAAACAGAUUUCUUGUAUAUUUUCUUUGUUAAUUAUUAAAAGAACACAAUUAUACAGCAAAUACCAAUUUACUGUGUAGAAAGUUAAUUUCUUUUGUUAAAAAGGGUUUAAGGGUUAAGGCACAGCUUAAUUGAUGGUGUAAAAUAAAUUAUUAUUUAAAGUAGGGCUGUGUAAAAUCUGUAUUAGUCACUAAACAAAAUAAUCUUGUUAAUAAUAUUAUCUUUUCUAUUUCUUGUUAUUUUUUAAGUAAUAUAUAAUUAAAUAAAAUAAUUAA